Molecule: messenger RNA, 26381 nt
Organism: Toxorhynchites rutilus septentrionalis
Lineage: Eukaryota; Metazoa; Arthropoda; Insecta; Diptera; Culicidae
Gene: ckn
Exons: 3
Coding region: 1725-3935 (736 amino acids)
Biological process (GO): axonogenesis; cell surface receptor protein tyrosine phosphatase signaling pathway
Cellular component (GO): axon; focal adhesion
Molecular function (GO): protein phosphatase binding; signaling adaptor activity
Source: RefSeq, a predicted model, not a curated record
GUCAGUAGUCAAUCAGUGGGACUCCAUCGACCAUUGUGUCGGUAAGUCAGGAAGAGAGAGCCCUCGGGGAGAAAAGAAAUCGUUCGCAUAUUCGGACCGAUCGCUGGUGGUUGCGGAUGGUGAUGUGAUUUUCGUUUUCGUUUUUGAUUUUUCAUUGUUAUUUCGUUAUUGCGAGCCCUCGUCCAGAUCCUCGAAUCUCGGGUGUCCAGUGGGGCUGUGUGCAGCGAAACCGGGUGUUGGUUCGAAUGGUGAAAACAAACGCGGCACUGUGGUCGGAGGUGAGAUAGGGCUAGGCGUACUACUAGUCGCCCCAUUUUGAGGUCAAAAGUGCAGUCGAUAAAAGAAGUACAUACAGUCAGUGAUGGUUGGGAAACGAAGAAGGAACGAGUGAAGUACGGUACUGGAGAAGAAGAGCAAAACACCAUUACGAAGCAGACACAGCGAAGGAAAAAGUCAGUAGGCGCUCUAUCGCCAGACGUGAAACUCCAUUUUUUCUGUAGUUCUUCCUCUUUCACACAAGAGCAGUCCAGAAGAGCAUUCUCUCGAGGCUUGUUUGUCAAAAAGAAGAAAGAAAAAAAAACUACGAGUACUACACAACCACGACAAAGUGGGCGAAGACGGCGACACACAGCCACACAACGGAGUUGUAGCGGUAACAGCAGCAGCAGCAGCCGUCAGCAAAAGUCGAUCGAAGUGAGAGAGAGUAAAAUUUUCCAAUAUCUUGAAAUGGAGCAAAAGUGGCAGAAGUGGAAUUGUCUUCCAAGUUCGAUUAAUUGAGCACAAUUGAGCUCGGGAUACUAAUUUGCAUCGGCGGACCCAGUUAUCUUUGUUUCUGAGAACGUUGGCAUCGUAGCACUUCGUUGAAACUCUGGUGUGUGCGAGUUUGACGGGAAUAAUAGGAAAAACGAAUUGAUACGUGCGGUGGUUAUUAAUCAAGCAGCAGCAGACGGAGGACGUGAAUUGUAUCGACGCACACACCAGAUGUACAUACACAGGCACGAGCGGAGUGCUGCUGCAGCCGGAGCAGGGUCGCCGUCGUCGGAACAGCAUUAGAGAAGAGAGGGCGAGCGGUGGUGGGUAACAACGAGACCUGAGACGACGACAGGCGGAACACAAAAUGAAGCCAUAACACCUACGUUUACCAUCUGCUCGAAAAAAGGCCUCAAACGGGCCAGUUCCGGCUGGCAGGCACCAGGUGGCUGUCACUCCCUGGUUCGGCUCCGAACGGACGCCCUGGUAGGACCAAGUGGUCACAAAAGUGUUGUCCGGAAUCAAAAUAUUUACAUAACAUAGGUUUGAGAAGGAGAAGGAAAAAAGGAAAAACCUCAGUGAGAAAGUGAUUUGGAAGAUAAAUUUGAAAAAGUGAAGUUUAAAACCAAUAAGAAAAAUACAAGUGAACAAUAAUGUGUUGUUUGGGAGAAUGAUAAAAUUCUCAAUCACAUACAAAUUAGUGCGGUUCGAAAAAGAUAUGUGAGAUGGAUUAUCGAGAAGGUGGCGGGUGCCUUGGUGGAACCAGAUGAAGGCAAGACACGGCAAGAAACAAGCAGAAACUAUCGAAAGCAAGUGGUUCAUUGUCGCAGUGAUUCUUCGGAAAACUCGGUGCUGCCCCAAAUGUGGAUGAGAGGCCACGGUCGGAACGGUUGUUUUAUUUGUUUCCGUACGUUUUUUUCCUGCUUUGGUUUAUCUCUUAGUUUGGCUGUGUUCUGUCGCAUGUGUCCCUUACAAUGCGAAAGCUAAGUGUCAACACGGGAGGAAUGUCUAGACAAUCGAAAACAGCACCCCAAGCGAAGAAGGUGAUGCCACCGGCUGUUCCGGACGUGUACGGAAGAACAACGGGUGGUGGCGCCGGUGCAAACACACAAACGGCCACUUACGCCACAACUGCUGCGGUUGGUGCGGUUGACGAGAACGGUUUUAUUGUCCAACACGAAACGCCUUCAUCGCUAAUGCUGCGCUACGAUCACACGGACUUCGCGGACGAUCAGGGAAUUGAUCUGACGCAGUCCCCGGGACGGGACAGUCCCAUCAGUUUGUCGGGAUCGGCUGGCUCCGGUUCGCGUCAUUCGACGGCCAGUUUGGACUCUGGCCGGGCUUCCUCCUACCUAACGGGAGCUUCAACGUCGUCCAAUCGGAGUGGCGGUGGGUAUGGCACCCUCUCCUCCCCCCGGUGCUCCGUCAGCUCGUGCUCGAUCGGCAGUGGCAAUCGGUUGAGCAAUCACUCGAACCGAAGCGAUCACGACAUCAUCUCCGAGUGGCUGAUGGAGGUUCAUUUUCACGAGUAUACUUAUCUGUUUUUGGAAGCGGGAUACGAUCUGCCGACAAUAGCGAGAAUGACGCCGGAGGAUUUAACUGCGAUCGGUAUCAAACAGCCGAACCAUCGAGAAAGACUGAAGCGACACAUUGAUGCGCUAAAACUACCUGACGCGCUGCCUAACUACGUUCCGGGAUCGAUCGAUGAGUGGUUGCGACUGCUGCGGUUGGAGGAAUAUGUCCAACCGUUGCUGGCCCAGGGUUACGAAACGGUAAACGACGUAACGCAGCUGACUUGGGAAGACUUGGAAGACAUAGGGAUAGUGAAGUUGGGCCACCAGAAAAAGAUUCUGCUAGCGAUCAAGCGCGUGAAAGAUAUAAUUAGUGGCAAAUUGGGUGGUCUGUACGCGGCUACGGGGGUGGUACCCUUGCCGCAACCCACAACCGCGGCACUGCACUGUCAAUCAAUGCGAACACAAUACGACGAGUCGCUAGAACCGAAGCAAUUAACAUAUUCCACUUUUAUGAGACAACCUUCGGCUGGUGCUGAUCAAUACUACUGUCAGCAGCAUUUGCAACAGCAGCAACAACAACAACAGCAGCAGCAGAUUUCCUUCCCUCACGUACAUUUCGAUGGCACCCAGGCGAUUUAUCGCCGUAGUUCGUACGAUGAUAGCGACAUCACACCCACAAACGAAAUGUCAACGCUGAUGAGCAGCGAACAUCACGGGGCGACCAUAAAUCACCAGCAAUACUACCAAGGUGGCGGAACGCUCCCGAGGCAACACCAGCGCAACAGCUACGGUGUUCGGCUAACUCUGUGCCAGAAUCCCGCGAGCACCACAACCCAACGACAACGACCGAUAGCAAAAAUUGUAGCAAAUAACCUAAAGCUGGCCCCGACCUCGGAUGGUUGCGGUCCGGCACCUCCCUAUCCCAACCCCAUAAUAGGUCACAUCGAGAACGUUGAAAUGGCGACGGCCGCGCUAGAUGCAAUGCACUUCUCCAAUUACUCUUCGUUCAAUCAUCAUCCGCUGAAGUACACACCGACGCCUCCCAGCCAGCUGCCCCAGCCAAUUUACCACAAUCAAAUCAUCCUCCAGCAGCAGCAUCAGCAGCAACAACAGCAGCAGCAACAACAACAACAGCAACCGCAAUUCAACUAUUCAACAAACUAUGCCGGCCAAACGCACCAAACAACGGUCGAAAUUCACAAAACUCAGCACGACAACAAGAGCAACUCCAGCCUGGAAUCGAUCGAUCAGAUUCCGUUCGCGAACGAGAACGCCGGCACGAUCAAACAGCGCUCUUCGAUGAACCGGGCGGCCGAGCAGCAUCAUCCGAUCCACGCCAUGCUCUCGCACUCGUCCUCCUCGACGUCGUCUUCGUCCUCGACCGGGUCGAUCACGACGACGCUGGCCGGAUGUAUACAGCAACUGUCGCCGCCCCAGUCGGCGGCGGAAGCUCAGGUUGGCCUGCAGCAGCAGCAAGCUGCUUCGCAGCCGAAUUGCUCAAAAAGCGGUGGAAAUGGUUCGACGAAUACUUCGCCAACGCAGCAGCAGCAGCUCGGUGUGGUCGGAACGAACGUGCUGAACGACAUCGGGAAUAUGCUGGCCAAUCUGACGGACGAGCUGGACGCCAUGCUGGAGGAGGAGAAUCGUGCCGGGAUUAGCGAUAUAGAAUGAGGCACUAAUCUCGUUGGCUGCAGCUAGACAACAACCACAACAACAACAACAACAGCGUCAAACAGCGAAGCGUUCGAGAGAACUGAGGAACAAUAAGAGGUCCGCAAUCCCAUUUCAAUCGAAAAGCAGCGCCGCGGAAGAAAACAACAAUAGCCAUCGGGUCCGCUAUAUGACUAUGAUGAGGAUGAUGAUGAUGAUGAUGAUUGGACAGAAUACACUUUACUCUCUAGGGGAGUAGACAGAAGAGGAAAGUGGGUAUAAGAACAACAGCAGCAAGAAGCCGCAAUCAAUGGAUUCAUUUAGCGAAAUUGAGAGCGCUGCGUUUUAAUUUUUGCACUCUCUCUGAUAGUUUGAAAUUGAACAAAAUCUACUUAAAAACAUCCGCUGCCAGCCCGCCCGGUCGCACGCAGAGAUCUAAACCGGACGACUCUCACGCCGACCCAUCGCUACACCAAUUUCGGGGUUUGUAUGUGUGCACGCCGUCUGGAGAAGGGCGGCGGCGGCGGCAAUGGUAUAUUUCGGAAGAUAGAGGUUGAACCAAUAAUUGAGUUAUAGGUAAACGAUUUUGUCUAUCGCCGAAACCCAGGGAGGCUGAGCCGCCCUACGUUUCGAAAUUUGGUCUGAGAAACUAGCUAUAACUAGGUUAGCUGGAAGAGUGCGAGCAUGAUAAUGAAUUUAGAAUUUCCCGAUUGGAGCCCCCCGAGUGGGGGCAAGUGUUUUCUGCGCCCACCUAAGAGGUGCAGGUUGUGUGUAUAUACACAGCUGCCAGAGAUAGCCGACAUUAACGUCAAUUCGAUUCCCAUGUUCUCCACGACGACACAAUAUCCGUCUCGUCGGAGUUGUGUACGUGUGUUUUUCUCUUUGUUUUUUUUGACGACGGCUCAGAUGAUGAUUUCAACCACCAAAAGCACAAACAUCGAACGCGAACCAAUUUAUGACGGGUGCCGUAAAUAAUAAACAGCCGCGCGUUUCUCGCGUGAUGUUGUUUCUGUUUGUUCCGCGGGACUUUGUUCGCGUGACCUCGUCACCACCACGAACAGGCGUAUGGCUAGUGAUGUCCGACUUUUUAAAUUAUUCGUUCAUAAACUAAUUGACCGGUGACUGACACUGAAUUUUCGUUCAGGCUGCGUCAGUCACCGGUGACUCUUCAGGUCUGCGAAAAGAAAAUAGUAGCUGGGGGCAUUAUCUGGAGAAUACGGUGGAUGUGGAAGCGAUUCGAAGCCCAAUUCAUGCAAUUGUACCAUCGUUUUCAUUGGUUUGUGACACUUUAAGGAGUUUCACAAUAACAAAAGUUGCUUCACUCUCAAUGCUGUAACUCACGAACCAAUCGACCGAUUGCUGUAAACUUUUGACACGUAUCCAUUGAAAGAUGGUGCUUUGUGAUAGUCAAAUAGAUUUCUGCAAGAGGCACCAUCUAGACGUCAACCUUAUCAACUUUUCACCCGGCGAUUUUCGUCCCACCAAAAAUUGAUUUUUUGAUAUGAAUACUUUCGAACAUUCGCGUUCUUUCGCUAAACGAACGUUCGUGGCCUCAAUCGCAGAACAGUUGAUUGAUUGAUCAUUUCAUCGGCGUUUGUGACGGCUAGAGUCGAAUAAAUUUUGAAGUCCAAACUUUCUAUAAAAGAACAUAAAAAUCGAUCAACUCUAUCGGAUUAGCAAGCUCGAAAGCAGUUUCAAAUUGUUUAUUACUGUAGAAAAUAUGGGAAUUCAGCUUUCUAGAUAUUUAGAAUUUUUCUUCAAAAUUGUCAAAUCGAUUUUUUUUUCUUACCAUUACAUUGAUCUACGACCAGAGAGGGAUACAACAAAAUAGAGACAGUUGAAAUCGGACAAUCUGUACUCGAAACAAAUGACCACGACCACGAAAAUCAAUUCCAAUUGAAAAAUCAAUGCCAAUUGGAAAAACUUUGCAUUCGAGAACAAAUGCGCCGUCGAUUUGCUCCAACCCACUUCUCAUUGCACUGCCCAAAUAUGCAAGGUUGACGUAUGCACCAACAUGACCAAAAGCCACUUUUUUACUAAUUCACAUUCUUCAUCAUAUUAAACACACUCCAAACAUAUAAACAUGGUAUAUUCGUUCGAAAACAAUUAAAAAAAAAUUUUAUUGAAAAUGCCAUUUUGACGUUACAGCCAUUUGUACGCAAUAAUGGCGUCGCUCCUAACAGAUGGUAAUUGGUUAGAAUCGAGUUCCGUAGGUUCCGCGAACAUGGCUGAAACAAGUUCCGAUGCUAUAUAUAAGAGAAACCAUAAAUUCCAUAACAUGGAUGUCAAAAUUGGUAAUUUUCCACUAGCUCAUUUACACUCACUUCAAUUGUUUAUGGAUUCACUGAGGUCACCCGUACAUAUUCCGGAUUGGUUGUUCCGGCAAGGGUGGACUUUUUCGAUCUGAACUAAACUCCAUCAUGAAAUGUAUCAAACUAACUAAUAAGUGUGAAUUUUAACUGUGCUUACGUGUUUUGAUGUCUUAUCACAUUCGACCUGCUAUCUGCACUUAUCCCAAACCAGUUAGAUAGGGUUACCACUCGUGUUUUCAUCUAAUCGCUUCUCAAAUUCAUCUUCUUGGAUAGCGCUUUCCCAGUGGAACUUUAACCUUCUCAACGUUGGUAUUACUUGCGUCAUUUUCAUUAGUAGUAAUUAGUUUGAGAUUUCUAUGCCGAAAAACACGCCUUGAAUGUAUUCUGGAGUGACAAGUACGCGUGACCACUGUGCAAGUCGGAAGAAAUUUAUUCGACGAAAAAUCCCCCGGCCAGAACGGGAAUCGAACCCGAAACCCCGGCAUGAUAAUGUGGGACACUAACCACUCGGCCACGGGAGCACACAAAUUCAUCUUAUUCGUAGCAAAGUUUCGUUUACGAGUAAAAUAUAUAUGAAAAUAUAAGAAAGGCACUCAUCCUACAUAUGCUUCUUCAUAUCAUGUAUAUCUAUCAAAAUUAGUUUGACUAAAUUGUGGCAAAAUUAUUCUGAAUGCCUUUACGAGCUUCAUUAUUUUCCGGUAGAUUGAUCCCGUAGCUACGGGUCUCCUCCGGCCAAUCUCUUCGUGAUUUUUAAAUGCUUUGCCAAGGUUUUGUAGCUUCCUUCAGCUGGUUCUUCGUAAACAAUUCAAGUGUUUUAGAGACUCAAUAGGGAAUUCCAACUCGAAACAUAUAAGAACUACAGAAUUUUGGUCAGACAAUGGAAUAUAGUAAAUUGCUCAAGCUUACAUUGAAAAAAAGCAAAGAAAUUUUCAAAAAAAAUUGCAUUAAAAAUAAUUUGAAAAUUAAAAUUCGUUUUUCUCAGAAACAUAUUUUUUAAAUUUUGAACUAUAAUUAUAUGAAUAGUUCAUACAACUACCAACAAGUCUCCUAUACAUUGGAAGAAGGGCACUGUGAUUUUUGGCAAUUUUUGUAAGAUUUUUUUUCAGUUUCAAAAAUUUUCAAAAAAAAAAUUUGCAUGUUUUAUGAAAAUUUAAAAAAAUUCCUGCAUUUCAUCCUCUGACCAAAAUUGUGCAUGUAUUAUAGUUUUUGAAUCAGAAAUUUUUGUCAAAAACUAAGAAAGAUAUGCUCUUUUUCAAAAAGUUAUCUUUUUUUUCGGAGAUUUAUGCAAAGUUGCUCAAAUGACCAAUUACACCCACAACGUUUCACUGCAAUCUGCCAACUCCUGAGACGAGUUGGCAUGAAAUUCGUCCUUUGAAAAUGUGGUGAAUCGAGGUGAAAUGUACGUUAUAUCGAAUGACGUUAUAUCGAGGGUACGUUAUAACUGGAGUACGUUAUAUCGAAGCUCUCCUGUAUAUUCGUUAUGGAUAAAUUAUCUUCUGAUAAAGUAAAAAGCACAAAAAUCAGGGCAAGCUCAGAAAAAAAUCAAGCUAAAUUGGAUGUUUGUCAGGGUAUCAGGGAAUGUACCUAAAAUUCUGGGGAGUCCCGAAAAAUCAGGAAGGUUGGCAUCUUUGUUCCAGAGUAAUUCGAUGGAUUUCGAUUGCUGGAGAGUUGAUAAGCAGGAUAGCAAGACCAUCCGAUUCCUAUCGAUUCAUCGACUGAAAUUAUUCGUUCGCUUCGAUUGUCGGUUACAGCGUCAAAGAUAAUGACCCCAAUUCUGUAUUUCGGUCGAUUCGAAAUAUUUCGAACAACUUGAUAGAAUGCCAUUCUGUAUUCCGUUAUAUUGGUGAUUGAAAUGAAAAUCUAAACACAGAACAUGCAGGAAAAAGUGAAAGAUUUUGAAUGCUUAUAACUCGAACAUUUCUUAAUAGAUCGGAAAGAUGUUUGAAUCAAUUGAUAGGAAAUAUUUCUACGCAUCUAUCACAAUUAAUGAAAUGUUAUUUUUCCUGAGAUAAGCAAUGGAAUAACUGUAAAAUGUCAAGCACUGUCUAAACGCCCUAACUACCCCGUUUUGACUGGCCCGAUUUACGGUUUCCCCAAGACAGCCAUCAAAACCAAAGUGCUUGGGUAAAUUGGCAUUGCAAAUACAUGCACAUUGGGGGAACUUUCGUUUCCAUCGACAGACGCGAAUGAACUGAAAAGCUUGAAGACUGAUGAUGAUGAAUUAUAUCACGUUCGUUCGUUCCCAUCGUCAUGUGUUCCCUAACACAGCCAUCUAAACCUGACGGCGGAUCAGGUGAAAACAGCAGCAGGGAAACAUAUCGGAAUUCGGAAUAGGAAGCGUAAAAAGUAAUUAACACGCGAUAAUACUUUUCGAUAAUCGAUCUUUGAAAAAUCGAAUGACUUUUUUCAAUUUAUUUACUUGUUCUAUAUAAAUGUUGUUGUUUCAUUAAACAUGAAAUGAACAUUUAUUCAUUCUUAUUUUGAUUCUCAGAAUGAGAGUCGCAAAAAAAAACUUGGAAGCCCAGAAAAAUUGUAUUCACUAGGGCAAUCAUGGAAUUAUUUAAUUAAAUAAAUUAAUUGAAAAUUAGUAUUAGAAAAUCUACAACUGACAUUCAUCUAGAACUCCGCUGAAAAUCAUCUCAUGAAAUCCAAUCGUGCCAUACGUGUGGCAUUUGGUAGGAAUAUUGGUAGUAGUCUCAGUGCUAGAAAAGAACGCUCCAGCUGGACCUGAUGUCAUAAUCCAAUUUUGUCACAAUUUUUACUGUCGCCUAGUGAAUGUGAUGGUGUAAAUAUAACUUAUAACCACUUGUUUUGUAACGGCCAAACUUACAAAACUGCUUCAGCUAACUCAAUGACCACAGAGAUUUGACAACCUUUAAAAUGAUCCAAUGUUUAUUAAAUUUGUCGGGUGGUUGAGAGAGAUUAAACUCGUUCACUGAAAAACUAAUUUACAAAGUCUCAAACAAAUAAAGAAUCGAUUCAAAGAAACGGAAAUCAGAGAGGAAAAAAUCGAUUUUCUAAAUAUCGGUCCAAGAUCGCCCAAUCCUAGAACAAACACGUUUUUAAAAUUAAAAUUAUAAAUGAAAAUCAACUUCCCCGUACCAAAUUAGUAUUCUAUUUAAAUCAGUGAUUUUCAACCGGUGGGGAAUUCCCCCCUAGUGGGGAAUUUGGUCUUUGAAAGGGAGGAAUUGUGCAAUAUUGUACAUUUACUUCGCUUUGAAGAUGACAAUGAUUAUUAACAAUUGCCACAAAACUUUUUUGGAUACGUUAAACAUUUGCGAUUCUCGGCAAACAUUUCCAAAUCUGAAAUGUAAUGUUCAAUUGAACAACUGUACCAUGUUUGAAAGACUUCCCUCAGUGAAUGAUGAUAAAACGACGACGAAACUGUAAAGAAGACCUUAACAAAAAGGAAAUGUACAUCAUUUGUCAAGGCUUUUUGCAACAAAUUUAACUUGACACAUAUUUUCCUUAUGCCAAAGAACAAAAUUUGGACAUCGUUUGAACUCCCUUUCGACUGGUAGUGACGAAAGUUUCGGAUCAACAAGCUCAUUGAUCUACAAAUGAUCGAUUCUUAUCCUGAUAUGCGGAAUAAGCGUUACGAGUGUCGUUUUGCGUAGUAUUCAUGUGAAUCUGGAUUUCUGAUGGGAACAAAACACCGUAACAGAGUGGAUAUCGAAGAUGACAUGAGGUGUGCUUUUCGACAACGUUCUCAAGAAUUGUGGUUUUGGCGGAAAUCGUUCAGAUACAGGUGCCAUACUGACUUGACAGACUUUAUAUACCUUUUUUACAAUCAGAUCCAAGUAUAAAAUCAAAUCUGCUGCGAAUAUAACUUGAAAACCGUUGGUAUUAUUUCGUUAUUUUACUGAUAUGCUACAGACUUUUUUUUAGAUAAUACUGAUAGGGGGAAACAUUGGGAUUAAUUUUCGUAAAGUUCGUUCGUAAUCACUGGUUUUCGACCUUUUUAUUUAAAUGAAAACCCUUUUGUUGCAGGUAGUGAAAAAAUUCAUACGAAAAUUGUAUUUGAAUUCAAUUUUAUAUUAUAAUGAAAAGUUUCAGUAAAAAUGCCAGAAGUGUAUAGACAAAUGGUUAAAUAAGAGUCAGGAAUACGCGUUUUAAGUGAAUAAACAACAUGAUGUAGACAUUUUCAUUCAAAUUUCAACAUUUUAAAACUGACUUCGUGCGUUCUAAUCCGAUAGAGACCCAAACUAUGGCCCCCAAUUUAAAGUCGUCAUCAGAUGUCGACGCUAUUCCACUGUCAUCGCGAAUUCGUUCGGUUAACAAUCGUUUUUUGUAGAAAGUAUUCAAUUAAUCGAUUAAUCGAACGAUUACCGGACAUCACUACCGUAUGCCUAGAGGAAAGGCCUCGCCUCGAUUGAUGGUGAGCCAUUUUUGGUUUCCAUUUGAAUCGGAAAGGGAAAUGACGCUUGUCAGUCUGAUCCCAAUAUCAUGCUCGUACGCAGCUUUCUCGCAGCCAUCAGGGAGAGGGGAAACCCAUCUUCCUUCAAUCUUUCUGUUUCUGUCCAGCGCUCUAAAUCAAACGAAAUAGUAACGAGAUAUGAGUGUGAUCUAUUUAUUUACUUAAAACUAGUUUUAGUUAAAUCGCAUUUUUGUCCCCCCCCCUCUAGAGAAAGGUAUAUAAAGAUAUAGUUUUAGAUAAUCGCUCGUCCUAUAUAGCGUUUAGGUUGCAUUUCCCUCGGAGAACUAAAACAAUGCAUUACAAACAGAACCGUUAGAGUAGCUAGAACCCAGUAGUGGUGGUCAAUGGAGAACUGGGAGAGCUACAAAUCUUCCAAUAAGCUAACCAAAACCACAGAGCAGCAGCAACAGAAACAGCAUCAUUCAAAACAACAGUAAUUAUUCGAUCCGGACAUUCCUGCUAAGAGAAACAGAUAAAUCAGGUUUUUUUUGUUUAAUUUCAAGCAACAUAACAUUUCCAUAUUUGUGGAAACACAGCAGAACUGGAGAGAAGAACUGUAGAAAACAGGAAGAGAAACGAAUCACCCAUAAACACCAGUUUAGUACCAGAUUUAUGAACCGAAGCAUUUCCAUAAACUACACUACUCUCUGAUAUAUAAAUAGAAAGCAAGGGAAAAAAAACACUCCACAGAAACAUAUUUUUUCGAAAGGAAGUUAGCAGCAGCAGCAUCAGCAGGAUGGAGUUCGAAAAUUUUCUCUCACAACUCGAUGAAGCUGCGCGCGAAACAAUUAGAAGCGUUUGCUUUCGUUUUAUUUACAAACAAAUUUAUCAUUCGGUGGUGAAGGAAGAAGAAAACACAAAGCAACAAAAAAAAAAGAAAAAAGGGCGAAGGGAAGGAUAGGAAAAAGAUGUGGAAAACGUUUAAAACGAUUUCUCAAACAUCCCAUCGGAAUCGGAGUCAAAUCAAGACGCGAGACUAAUAGUCUACAUUUGUUGUUUGAGGUUCGAAGCGCUGGAAGCUGGCCAGAAUGAUGAUGUAGCACGCGCGCGCCACCGAGUAAGUGGGAGGAAGGAAAACGGUUUUCCAUAAGUGCAACCAUAUGUGCUGUGCUGCGGUGGUGCAGUUACACACUAGUCGCGUGCGUGCGUGCGUUCGCCACCGGUGGUGAGUGCCGGGAAGAUUUCGAAAUUGGAGGGAGAGAUGAAGUGUUGAGUUGCUGCCGCCGGCCGGCCGUCGUUGCUUGAAGGCAGCAAGCGCGAAUCCCAGAAAUAGAUGCUGGUCAUCUUUUCGUACGCGUGUGUGAGAUGGGUGUCUUUUCUCUUCUGCGAUCGUCGUCAUCUUCGCUAUUUGUUGUUGACUGGUAGAAUAACCGAUUUGUUUCGACCAUAUGUGUGGCGCAUUGUGUGGUGUUGUGAAGACCCAGCGCCGCGUUUUUGAACGAGCUGAUGAAAGGUUUGCCAAGGCUAUGCAAACAGAAUGCUGUGCACUCAUAAGUCAAUGUGGAUUUGUUGCGGUGUGUAAUGCUGGGUCUGCGCCAAACUAGAGUAACCUAUCUGGUUGAGAAGAAUUUAUUUGAACGGAAAAGUUGAGGUCGGCGAUGAAAUGAAGCCACUUUCAGCAGCCGACUUUGGCAAAAUUCUACCUUGAUGAUAGGAAGUUAGGAAUGCUUUUUUUUUUAUUUAUUUAUUCAAGAUGCGGAGCACAUUUACGGCUAUUUGCACAAGAUGGAUAAUACAAUACAUUUUAUACAUUUAUAAAAAAAAACAUCACUUAAUUCUACCUAGAUAUAACAAUAUACUAAAUUACAUUAUAAAGAUUUGAUUCUUUAAGGAAUUUCAGAAGAUCAUUUACUCUGUCAAAAUUAUUCCUCAAACUCUGGCUAUUGAUUUUAUAUUUUAGUCGGAAAAUUGCAUAUUUUGGACAGUGAUCCAUUAUGUGUUCUACAGUUAGUUGUGUUUUGCAAUCCAUACACUGUGGAGGAGCCUCACGCUUAAAAAUAUAUUUAUUCGUCAGUUUUGUAUGACCGAUUCUAAGUCUAGUAAUGACAACUGAGUCCUUUCUUUGCAAGGAGUACGAUGUGUUCCACUGUGCUGUGUUUGAUUUUAUUGAGCGUAGUUUAUUGUUUUCAAUGUUUUCCCAGAAUUGCUUCCAUUCGCCUCUCACAGCGUGUUUUGAAGCGCUCAAUAGAUCACUAUGUGUGGUUCUUGUUUGCGUUUGAGAAAGAUUUGUGGCCUCUUUGGCCAGUUCAUCUACAGUUUCAUUUCCAGGUAUUCCCAUGUGGCUUGGAAUCCAUAGGAAUUUAACUGUCUUUUGACUGUGCUUGACGCGUAGCAAUAGUCCAUGUAUUUUUUGGAUCAAUGCAUUUUCAGAAAAUGGAUCUUGUAUUGCUAUAAGAGAACUCAUAGAAUCUGAUAUGAUUAGGAAUUUAUAAUGAGAAUUAUUUUCAAUAGCAUAUUCAAUGGCACUUUUUAUUGUGAAUAGUUCUGCUGAGAAAAUUGAUGUUUGAUUGGUCAAGCGUUCCUGCUUUCGAUGUUGUAAACUAAAUACAGCAUAGCCAACGUUACUGGCGAGUUUCGAGCCAUCUGUAUAGAUAAAAUAGAAACCAUAAUAUUUGGAGGCUUGGACCAAAAAUUCUUUUUGGGCCAUCAGUGGAGUUGCACUUGUUUUAAACGUCAUUUUUAAGGAUAAAUUUAUUUCAAGUUCUCCCACAAUCCAUGGAGGUUCAACGUGGAAUCUACGUUCGUAGAUAUUUCCAGUCUCUGUACUGUAUGAAUUGCAUAAGCUUUUGAAUCGGUGUAUUAAGGAUUUGGUCCUUCCUGAUGGGCUCCAUCUAUUUGAAGCAGACAGUUUUGUGUUUAAGGGAUGUGAAGAUGAGGCAAUUGAUUUGAUUCCAUAUGCUAAUGUUUGGGAGUCUCUCCUGAAAGAUAAUGGCAUCAUACCUGCAUCACAAAGGAUACUAACAGACGGGCUUGUAUUGUAAGCUCCAGUUGCUAAUCUUAUACCUAGGUGAUGAACUGGGUCUAAUUGCUUCAAGCGUGUAUUUGAUGCCGAGUUAUAAAUAACGCUUCCGUAUUCCAGUCUUGACAGAACAAGUGAGUUGUGUAAGGUAAGGAGAAUUUUUCUAUUCGAUCCCCAGUUUGUAUUGGAUAAUGUGCGAAUUAUUUUUACUGCUCCCAUGGAUCUUACUUUAGCAUUUUUCAAAUGUCGAUCCCAGUUCAGUUUUCUAUCGAAUGUCAUUCCCAGAAACUUGUGGAUAUUCACCACUUCUAUUUCCUGUCCAUAUAGAGUCAAGUAAGGUUCGGUGUUACAACUAGUUUUACGACAAAAAUGGAUGACCUUCGUUUUACUAACCGAAAAACGAAAACCAGUGACUUUGCUCCAAUUUUCUAAAUUUUGUAAUGUAGUCUGCAAAAGUCGUUGUACUUCAACUAGAGUUUUCCCGGAUGUAUAUGCUGCUACGUCAUCAGCAAAUUUAUAAUUCUUAACAUUCAUUGGAAUAAAGUUUUUCAAGCGAUUCAUUGCCACUAAGAACAAGGUUACGCUUAAAACAGACCCUUGCGGAACUCCGUUUUCUUGUGUAAAUUUUGACGAGUACGUAUUUCCAAUUGCUACACAAAAGGAUCUAUCUUGGAGAAAAUUAUUGAUGAACCACAACAUAUUGCCUCUAACUCCGUAAGAGGAAAGUGUUUUCACUAUUUCAAAUCUCCAUGCAGUAUCAUAUGCCUUUUCUAGAUCGAAAAAGAUACAUACCAGGUGUUCUUUAUUUUGAAAAGCUUCGUGGAUAUCAUUUUCCAAAACAGCCAAAUUAUCAAUCGUGCUACGAUGUUUUCUAAAACCAGUUUGAGUGUUAUCUAGUAAACCAUUGGAUUCGAGAUACCACGUUAGCCUACGAUUAACCAUCUUUUCAAAGACUUUGCACGACGGCGCCAGUGGUUGUAUGGUUAGCGUAACAGCCUCACAAUCCGAUCGGCCUGGGUUCAAUCCCAGCUGGCGUCGUUGGGAUUUUCUGAGGCGAAAAAUCUCUGGUUACGUCUUCCUUCGGAGCGGAAGUAAAAGAAGUUGGCCCGGCUCAUGAGUUGUUGAGUCUGAUAGGUAGGAACAGGUGGAGUCGCCUCCCUGAUGUCGGUGAUUGGCACUAAAAGUGGCGGAAAUAGGCCGACGAAAAAUAAGCGAAGAUAAAAAAAAAAAAAGACUUUGCAUAUGCAGCAUGUCAACGAUAUUGGUCGAUAAUUCGUAGGGUUCAAUGGGCUUUUAUUGGGCUUUUUAAUUGCAAUGACUAUAGAUUCUCUCCAUUGUGCGGGGAACUUGCGUUGGGUCCAGAUAUUGUUGAGCAUUUGUAGGAGGUAGAAGUAUGCAUCAAUCGGUAAGUUUUUAAGCAUUUCGUAAUGAAUAUUGUCAGGUCCAGUAGAGCAUCCCUUGCAGCUCUUCAAGGCCAUUUGCAAUUCUUGCAUUGUAAAAUUCAUGUUCAAAUCGCUUUGAAUGGUUUCUUCAAACAGAACAAUAUCAUUAUUUUCCGUGUAGUUCUUGUAUUGGAUGAAUUCUGGGAAAUAAGAUGAAGAGCUGGCAAUCAAUGAGAAAUUUUCACCCAAUUUAUUAGCAAUAGCUACUGGUGAAAGAAUCAAUCCUGAUUCGGAUCUAAGGCAAGUUAUCCCUUGAAAUUUUGUUUUUCCUGAAAUUUUUUGUACUUUGGACCAAACUUCUUUCAUCGGUGUUGAGUUAUCGAUUGUAGAUGCAUAUUUCUGCCAAGAGUUUCGUUGAUGUCGACGAAUGGUACGUCGGGCUGUAGCUCUUGCGAUUUUAUAUAUUUUUUCCGAUUCGGGAUCCAUUUUCCAGUUGAAAACUUUGAGAGCCUUUUUCCGAGCCCUGAUGCAAUCUGAUAUUUCUUUACACCACCAGGGAGGUUUACAUUUUUUAACAACAUUCGAUGUCUGUGGAAUUGAUUGCUUUGCGGCGUUUAAAAUGCUUGAAGUGAAAUGAUCGACUUGAUGCAAUAAAUCUGUGGGUUGUUGUUCGUUCAGAUUUGAGUUUACAUAAUUCUGAUAUUCAUUCCAAUUAGCGAAUGAUGUUAACCAUCGAGGGUGUCUCGUGGUAUUUAACAUUCUUGAAAGCGGAGAAAUGAUAAUAGGAAAAUGAUCGCUAGAACAUAAAUCAGUGUGUACAGUCCAAUUAAAAUGGUUUGAUAGGCAGGCAGAACCAAACGAGAUAUCAAUGGCAGAAUAGCUAUUGUUUCCAACACUGAAGUGAGUAGGUGAACCAUCGUUGAAAAUAUUCAAGUUCCAGUCAUUUAUUAUUAAUUCGAGUAUUUUCCCACGUGAAUUAUUCUGACAGCUUCCCCAUAAAAUAUUAUGGGCGUUGCAAUCGGUGCAAACCAGAAACGGAGUAGUAAGUUGAUGAAAAAGGUCAUUUAUGUCUGCUCUUUGGAUCUGUUGGUCGGGAGGUAAAUAUAGUGACACAAGUGUAAAUUCAAGUGGAUUGAACAUUUUGACUGCUACAACUUGAAGAUUUGUGUUAAGAUUUAAUUCUUCCGCAUGAAAUCCAUUUUUUACACAUAUAGCAACUCCUCCUGAUGCUCGUGUAUGGAAAUGGUCUAGUUUAUAGUAAAUUGAAUAGUUUUUAAGCGUGGGUUUCCUUGUAUGGUUGAAAUGACUCUCUUGGAUGCAAAUAGCGAAUGGGUUGAAAUCAUUCAUGAUCGUCUUUAACUCGUUAUAAUUAUUAUAAAAUCCAUUAAUAUUCCAUUGUAAUAUGCAAUUAUCCAUAAUGAAUAUAUGUAUAAAGUAUGCCAAGAGAUAUGAUUGUUUAUAACUGAAUAUCAUCUGUUUCAAUAUCAUCAACGAAGAUCGACUGUGAGAUUGCUUGUGACAAGGUAUGGAGAUUUCUAGUUUCUGUCGUUGCGUUUGUAGUAUUGGAUUCAUCUGUGUUCUUCUGAAGCUAAUGGCUAUUGUUAGUUGGGUUAGUAAUAUCAUUUGUUAUCGAACUGAUUUGCGAAUUAUUCAUUGGACUUUCAUUGGACUGGUGGAGAUUAUCUGCAUUAGCUGUGGGGUUUUUCAUCUCGUUGCUGUUAGUAUUAGUCGUUGAGUUCUCUUCGACUUGGUUAGUGGUCAUUGUAGUAUUCAUUUGAGUUUCUCUUUCCAUUGUUUUACCUGUUACGCAUGGUUGUAUUUGUUGAACAUUUUGUGAGUUCUCGUUGGUUUUUCCUGUAUUAUUGUCUCUAGUAGUGUUCACUUUCUUGGGCUCGCCUUCAGAUGUAUUGAAGUGACUAGAGAACAACUGUCUCAGUCGUGGUGGGUUAGGGUCCGGUGCUUGUAGUCUUCUCUUUUGUCUGGCUUCACGAUAGGUGAUCUUUUCGGUGGUCUUCAUACGUUGAAUUUCGAGUUCAUCGGUGUACACUGGGCAGUCUUUAGAUAAGGUGUGGUGUCCUCCACGGCAGACAACACAUCUUCUCUCUUGCUGGCAUUCAGUUUUGUCAUGGUAUAACUUCGCGCAGUUGGCACAAGUCUGAUUUCCUUUGCAAACAUCUUUCUUAUGACCAAAUUUUAGGCAUUUCAUGCACCGCAGUGGGGGUGGGAUGUACUGUCGAACCCUGCACAGAUGAAAACCUACAUCAAUAGAAUUUGGGAGGGUUCCCAAGUUGAAGGUAAGGAUGAAUGCUCCUGAGUCUUCCAGCUUUGCACCGUUCCGCCGCUUGAUUCGUUUUACAUUGAUAACAUGUGCGUGUUUCAACUCCUCUGUGAUUUCCUCGUCUUUAUGCAUAUUCAGAUCUGGACAGAAGAUGGUUCCACGGGUUGUGUUCAUUGUAGGAUGUUCCAUUAUUGCGAUGGUUAUUGUUCCAAGUUGAGUCUGUUUCAAGAGCUUUACUGCUUGCUGUCUGUUUAUGGUUUUCAGUAGCAGUCCACCAUCCUUCGUUCUUCCUAUCGUGAUAUUGGAUGUGAUACUGUCCAUUGCCUUUCUGAUGAAAAACGGGGAAACAGUAGCCAUUGUCUUUCCUUCGUCCGUACGUUUUAAAAUCAGAUAACGUGGUCCAUUGUGAACAGCUAUUGUGUCCACUUUUUGUUGUUUAGUAAAUUGAUAUUCCUGGUGUGUUGCUCGAACAGCUGUCCUUUUGUUUCCUUUGUUUCCUCUAUUGUUUCCUUUUGUAAGCGUUUGUGUGCUAUCCAAUUCCUGUUGAUCCACGUCCAAACUACUGAACCUAGAUCCAAAGGUCCAGGAUGGCCCUCCGCCAUCUGAAUCCUCCGUCAUUGUCCAACGACCUCCCUCGUGACUUCUUUUUAAAUUCUCCUGCUACGCGUGAAAAUUAAUAGAAAUCGACUAUGAUCUGACGAGCUACAGUGGAACGAUGCUUCUCUCUCGGUAGCUUAGAUCGAACUGAUGAGGAAUGCUUUUGAUUCAGGUUUUCGCCAACAGUUGGAUUGUGUCACGGGAUAAAAAAAAUCCUGUUUUUCACUUUCAAAAUUAUAUAUUUCCAGAAAAAAAGGAUCUAACGUUUGCAUAAAAAAAAUUGACUUUUUUCGGGUGGUGAUAGAAAAAACUAAGACAGAUAAUUGAGUUUGAUAAAUCUCCCAUGGAAGGUAAUUAUAUUAGCUUACUUGCAAAAAAUUCUACGCCUUUGCGAGCGGCCUUCCGCAAGUUAACCGGAACAUUCGCCAUGGCGGACGGAAAGAUGCGUGUAGGCAUGUUUUUUCUUUUUUUUUCUUUGUUUUAUUUAUCAAUUCGUUCUCAGUUUUCGCGACAAAAUUGUUGGAGUAGAUCUUACGCUUCAGGUUUGUCCAGAAAUUCUCGAAGGGACGCAGCUGGGGGACGUUGCGUAGGUUCGCCGACUUGGGUAUCAUAUCGAUAUUCAGACGCUCCAUCUCCUUCAACGAUUUUCGUACUACAAAUUUCCCCGUUCACGGUCAGUCCGGAGCUAAACAAGAGCGGCUUUGACAUCCCCUUUUCGCUGAUUGCCAGCCACCGCAGCUCCUUCUUGGGGAACUUGGUGUGUGAAAUAAACUUCACUUUGAAGCUCACUUUCUUCGUGGGGGAAGUAAAAUACGAAGUGUCCUGCCAGUCGUUGCCAUCUCGUAGGUCUCGUCGUCCAUCACCACCGCCACAUCUCGAUUCGCCGGGAAAAUCGACUUGACCAUCUUAUUCAGCCGCUGCGGCUGCGUCAUUGUCUGCAGCUCCGAGACCAGUGGACGGGACUUCCGCUUCCUGACAUGUAUGUCCAUGUUCGCCAGGUACUUUUUCACUGUUUGGCCGGUUGCACCGACUUCCCGGCCAAGCGCACGCAGAGAUGUAGUCACUUUUCCCUCGAUCUUCCUCUUCAUCAUCGUAUAACCCGCGACGCCGGGGAAGCGCGCGAGUUCGUCGCUACCGGAGGGUUUACGCAGGUAAGCGGUUGGCUUAAGCGCCACUCCCGCGAGGGAGACCGACCGCCGUGUUCUCGCUUUGCCCGGCGAUGAGACACCCAACACCUAGUGAGUGAGUUCUCCACUGCAUGCAUUAUUUGUGUGUGUAUGGCUUUCGUGGUUAGUAGCUAUUUAUAGCGUUUUGCUCAAUAUCACUCAUCCUACAGGUGCAUGUUAAUAAUGGAUAAGGAGAAAAGGUACUCACUACCAUGGAUUUAUGUGAUUAGCUACGUCGACGGCUUCUGCUCCUAGCUGGGCGUGCGAUGAGCAGUCCUGACUUCCGGUUUACGCCUGUUGCUGCUGCAGUCUUCGAACCAGGCGGAAAGGUUGAGCCUUGGCUGGAUUUUGGUCAAUUCCAACGUUGACUCCGUGGGGUCAGUAGCGGCGCCACGAAAAGCACACACAAAACCAUUCAAUAUUACGCCACAUGAGCCAAACCACAAUGCCAUUCUUAGCUCCGGAUUUAUUUAACGGAUGCACGGGAGAGUACAACUUCAACUUUGCCUAAAUCUAUCGACUAUCCAGCUAACAAAGUUUGAACAAAAAACAGAAAACACAAAUGAGCACCCCUAACUCGCGAUAAUUAAAACACCAACUACCUUUCCUUGAAAUUCGCGGUUCAAGAAAAACUGUCACCACUCCUGCCUCUUCCACGGGCCAGGUUGGAAUGGACGAACAUAUUUUUUGGUCAUCAGAUCAGCGCACUAAUCAAUAGGACCGGAACUACGUAAUUGUUAGCGAAGUCAAUAAUCACGCUAGUCAUGCCAAAUUCCCUUGUACCUACAUCGGUCUCAUAUUCAAUCAUUCUCGGGCGAUCACCUUUAACCUCCCGAGCGCAGUUCAAAUCGAGUCGCUUGCCGGGUUUUUGAGGUUCCAAGAACAAGAAAACCCCCGCCGAAAGACUCUGCUGUUUGGAGGAAAUAUCCAAACGAAAAAAAAGUGAAAAAAAGGAAAGCAUGAGUCUUUCGGGUGUAUUGGUAUGUGGGUGUCUUGGCUAAAACACAGCCGCCGAAUCACAUCCAGCACCCAUUAUGGCAAGUUGCUUUAAAAAGAGGAGCGGCACUCGCGUUGCCAAACAUCCAUUACAUGGAAAGAAGAGAGAAUUCCAGAUCCACACAGAUGAGAUUGUAUUGGAUCUGAAUUUCAAAAUAACGAAACGAGGGGCUCCAUAUGUCGGAAUCAGUACCGUGCUACAAUCCUUUGGAGCUUCUUGUCGCUCAGAGUGGUCGGCUGUCCGGAACCGGGCUUUAUUUCGAUGCUCUGAUUGUUGUCCAAUAGUGCCGAGAUGUUGUAGAUGUCGGAACGGGCGUAUCCGACGUCCACAAAGUGCCGCACGAUGUCCGUUUUCGACGCGGCGGGGUACCGUUCUUUGAACGCGCACACUUCUGAAUGGAGUAGCUUCACUGUUUUCGCUAUCACGGUUAGAGUUCGACUGAUGCAAACGUUAGAGCUCCGAUCUCCAAUCAAGCUGUUCAGGUAGAUAGGAAUAUGCCUCCUAACUGUGAUGCGUUGCGUAAAUGGCUACUUCAAAAACGUCCAGAUAACUGUCCAUGAUUGCAGUAAACCACCUGGUUGGGAAGACACCGGUACACAAGACGUCUAAAAGCAAUCUAGUUGAGGCGCUGGAUGAAAGUCAAAGUGACAACAUCCAUCGUCGAGGUAAUAGCGGCCGGAGAGAGAAAAGUUGAGUUGAAAACAUUGCAAGUACCAGCAGUGGGAUAUACAGAUCUGUCUGAAGGAUUUAACCAAGUUACGAUCAAAACUCCCUCAUUGGCUACGUUUUGGGUCAGAAAAGGGCGAGUGUUCCCAUUGGUGAUCCUGAGGAUACGGGGCUUAUUUCACUCCACAUUUACAGCGGCAUCAUAGACAUAGGAAGUCUCUAGCUGGUCUGAUUUUGUUUUGCGUAACUGCAACAGACAGGAGAGCUCGUGAAGUAAAACCUGUCCACGUUAAAUUUCGGACACCAAGAUGCAUAUGGCAUAUAUUUGACAUCAUGUGCAUUAUACCAUUCCAGGAUGGAUUUUGCAUAGUGACAAGAGGCCAAAUCUGGCCAAAACAACGCUAGAGAGUCGUGGCUUCUUAUGAAUGGUAGCAACCGCUUCUGGAGACAUUCCUUCUCGUAGACAUCUUUGUUGAUAGUGCCGGUACAGACGAAAAAUUUGGAUUUUCGGCCACAACUGUAUAUGGCCUGCCAAACCAAGUACUUUUUGGGGAAUUUAGACUGCUUCUUGGUCCGGAAACACUCGGCUACGGCAUUCCUUCGCAUUGCAGUAUAAAAAGCGAGACCCGGAAGCUGUUUGAAGUCUUCGAGAACAUAAGUUUCAUCGUCCAUUAUGGUGCAUGAACAUUUUUGUAAAAACUGCACGGCUUUUUGCAGUGAAAUUUUUCUUAUCAUCACGAUUGGGCACCUUUUUGUACGCCUUCAGUCCAUGCCUCUGCUUCACUUUUUGUACAUAUGAUUUUGAUUUUUCAACCUUUCGAGCCACAUUUCUUACUGAAUGGUUGGGUUGUUUCUCACUAAUGGCAACCACCUUUCGGUCCAUCUGUCGGGAGCAUACUUUUCGAUUUGUUCCGCUUCCAACCUUCCGAUCCAGCGUUAAGCGCUGGUCGAACGAUUUGCACACACUAAAGAUGGUACUCUUCGGCAGUUUUAGCUUCUUGGCGAGAUCGCGUACCGACAGUGUUGGAUUUUGCUGUCGUUCGCGCAAAAUGCGUUUGCGUACUUUCACUUGAUUCGACGCCAUUUUGCCGAACUGAAGAAGAAUGUAAACAUGUUGGACAUCGAAAUAAAGAGGAGAGUUAAGCGAAAUAUUUCUUUGAUUAGUGAAAUGUUUCAUAAACUACACUGAAAGAAAAGUGUCCGAAAUUUAACGUGGACAGGCUUUAUGACCCAUAGCUCGGUGACGCUAUGAAGAUUAUUCUUGUUAUCACCGUAGGAAAUAUUCGACAGUUGUGGUGGCUAGAUAUGUUUACUUGCUCCGAUGCGGCGAUUGACGCAAAGCUCCCUUUCUGUUCGCUGCUCAUUUAGAAGCUCUGGCAAGAGCUGAAUGAGUUGCUAUGGUCGGAAAAUUCUGCCGGAACAGCUGGAACUCGUUCACUCGCCCUUUCAUGAGUGUAUGAUUCCUAACUACAUUGUUUUAUGUAAAGUUCGAUUUUUUCAAAGUCAGCUGCGUACGAGCAUUGUAUUUCUUGGUCAACACGGAUAGUUCGAUAUGUUGGCUGAGUCUUGCACAUCCUACUUUCCUCAAUGAGCGUAGCGAACGAUAAGUUUUUCACAACCUUUGCCUUUUCAGAGUUUUCCAGGAUUGGUAGUCAUCGCAAACGAACAUGAUCGACUGCCGAAUGAUCUACGAAAAGCACAGUGAGGAUUGACCUCGUUUGAUGUUUGUGGAGCGAACACCGUUGGCAGACGAGCGUCGAGCGGGAAUAAACUGUCUUCCUCAAGAUAUGGUCUAGGGAGUGUGUAGUGUAAGAUGUCUACAAGCGUCUUUUUCAAGGCUAGAGACGAAUGAACUGAAAAAGUUUAAGUCCAAGAUUACGCCAGAAAACAAGGCUUUGCUCAAUGUGUUUACCUUGGGUUUUGUGUAACAAAUUUUAAUGUAUAGCGUCAGCGUAUUCAAUAGGACAUACCAAUGCCGCUUCCGUUGUCGGGUCAUUGGCCAGAGCCGGAUAAUGGCUGAAGUUUCGUAUAAAAGGUGUAACGAUCAAACAAGAAUUCGUGAUUGGUUUUUGAUUAAAUUAAAUUAUUUUCUUUUUUAAAUUUCAAUUAGCAAAAAUACAGAAAAAAAUAUGCUCAGCUUCCGGUUGAACGAAUCCGAAUAGCCGGACCUUUCUUUUAACUUCUAUCUCGUCCACUUUCUUCGCCGCAAAAACCCAGUUUGCCUUUUUGAGGUUCCGUUUGACGCUGGUCCGAUAUUUCUCGACUGAACCUUUAUUCUAGGAUGUGACAGAUUCACCCAAAAAAGCACGGAACAAUCGUGUUGCGUCAGGAAAGGCAGUAGACAUUUUCCCAAUUCGCGUAAAGUUCUGGUUGACGGUCUCAGUUGUAAUGAAACUCGUUUUUUUUUGUUCGAUGCACAGUUGCAGAUAACAUUCCCUGCUUAUUUGUGACCUUUCGGAAGGAAAGGUUCCGGUUUUCGGUUUCCAGGCUUCCUGUCUGUCGACAAACGUUCUGUGGACACUUUUAUUACGUUGUUGUCAGCUGAUUUGACCAUUUUUAAUCAUUUUCGCGAUGCGUUACUUCUGUUCCUGGACUGUUGACUUCCUUGGACACCAUUUUGAUAACUGAAGAGCGAAUGUGUUCGUUGUGACACAGUAGCAAGAGAGAGGAGGACGUUUAUGGAAGUAGUCCUACUCGAAGCGAAGCGACUGUGAGGAGAGUCGAUUUUCAUGUUUCACUUUCGAAAAUUUUGAACCCUGCAUAACGAUAUGUUUCAACGGACAGAUGAGUCUCCCGAUGGGAUCUCGUUCCUCGAACGUACAGAACCCUGAACGUUCCACCUUUCUGGAACAAUCCAUAGCAGUUUUAUUUUUUUGUUAGAAGAAGCUGCCCAUUCCUGUAAAAGAAUCUUCACAAUAUUAAUACGAUCCAAAACUAUUCUUCAAAACUUCAAUAUUGGAUACAUCCUGUUUUGUAAGCGCUGCUACUCAUAGGAACACUUUACAAGAGUUUCAGAAAGUGCAUUCUAUGUUUCGUUCAGAUGGUUUCGAUACCGAUAAAAAGAGAUGUCAAUCGUGUUUUCAACAAAUUUAGUUAAUUCGAUCAGAGCCGCAAGAACAAAAACUAGCGUGGUAAAUUUCUAUUCGAUCUCAUAAAUUUGGUUGCAAAAUCUUGCCCCCAUUGGGGGCGAUCGCACUAAAAAAGGCAACAGAUAGUGUGUUUGUGAAAUCGCCAAGGGCAAUAAAUUCCUGGCAGCCAUCCCUAUCGCAAUAAAGACACCCGACAGAAGAAACGCCUUGGCGUAACGCCCAUUAACACUCACGUGCGUGCGUGCGUUCGUGCAGCGGCCGGUCAUGGCAACAGAUGAAGCAAAGAGUUAUUUCUCCCGCCUCCCCCGAGUGGAUUGAACCGAUUCUCAGCGUCAUUCUUGAGACACACGUGUUUUUGUUUUUUUUGUGGCACCCGUUAAAAUUAAAAUCACACACGGGGCCGUGCACGGUGGUAAUAAAUCGAAUGUUGGAGUUGCACAGUAAUCAGACAAUCUAAACACACAUAUGUCGGCUAAAGUCUCGUUGAAAACAGUGACACAAAAAUAAACGAUGUUUACGGAACAUAAAAAAGGCUAUAUAUUCCACCCAUCAAUAAAACAAAAACUGAAAACGAUAAACUGAUCUGAUCAGAAAUAGUUUAUGAUUUACAUCACACAUUAUGAAUUUAAAACAAGUUGAUUCCAUCGUCGCAAUCACACACACAAACACACCGCCCUUUACAAUGAUCGAAACACAUAAAACAUUUUAGUGAUAGAAGCAUUAUUUUUUACAUAUACUUGCUGCCUUGCCAAUCAAUGAAUGAACGAAACAAUUGAAAGCCAUUCCACGCCGAGAGUUUGCGGAAAACUAAUAGUAAGUAAUUCCUAUUGUCCAAACUUAUCACCUAUUGCCAUCGACAAAAAAGGUAGUGUUUCGUUAUUUUCUUCCUAAGCAUAACGCAUAAUAACCACGACAAAUAAGGUAAAUCAAAAACACACACACUCCCACAUAAAAUCAUUGUCACACAAAAAAAAAUCCAUGCAAAGUAUGAAAGGCGAACCGACAAAUAACUUGUAAUACAACAUUAAAAAAAGAAGAAUCAAAACAAAAUGUAAGGUACUUUACAAACAAAACAAAGUAAACUUAAAGCAUAAAACAAUUUUUAUAUACAUGGUUUAAACGUUUGAACAACUCCAUUAGUGUUAGUUUAGGUUUUGUUCGUUGUUGUAAACAUUUUCUCUUUGUAAGCGAAGGAAGGAGGGCGGGCAAACAUACAGAAAUAACCUGCGCGCAUACACACUGUACUACUUCUUAUAAAGCGGUUUUUGGCAGAAUGAAAGAAUGAAACAAAAAAUGGACCGCAGCAGGAUUCAUACCCCUUCUCUUUCUCUCGAAACUUCGAACAAUUCUAGAUCAACAUGUCAAAAGGGUCUAUCUUAUUUGAUGGAUUCUCUUCAUCUACAUUCUCUUUCAUUAAUAACUCAGCAGUAACAGGAUUUCCUGAUGUGUUCGACGUCAAGGAGUGUGAAAAGGGACCUCGUUUAUCAAACCACAUGGCAAAACUGGAGCAAAAUAUGUCUGAAAGGCCGUGGUUAUCGAAAGAGAAAGACGGCGAAGAGAAUCGAUCGAAGAAGAUAGACCCUUUUGACAUGUUGAUCUAGAAUUUUUCGGUUUUGGUUCUCUCCAAGCACGCAAAACAAAAACUGAAAACAGGAAAUCACAAACAACACCACAAAAAAAAAACAACAAAAACCCAGUACCUUUGCAGUAAAGUAGUAGAGACUUUUUUUUGUACAAAUACAGGUAAACAAACCAAGCAGUCCACACGAAUUUUUUAAACAAACGCAAAAACAAAAAAACAAAAAAACCCUAGCCUACUCGGAUUUUAUCUCCUUCCUUUCCGUUCUCUCAGCAAACAACAGCAGACAUCAAACAGACAGACUGCAAAGUGAUGAAAUUUUUCGAAGCAAAAGCUGAGCAGAUAAGUAGUAGCAAUGGAAGCAGCAGCAUUAUUCGAAGAACAAAAUAUAUUAUUAAAGAGAGAAAAAGAACUGGUGGGACAAAUAAACUAUAAGGUGAGGGCAACAGUGAUGAAGCAUGUGUUUUUUGUAGCAUUUAUUACAACAGUGAGUAGCAUUUGGAGAAGAAGAUAGGCAGACGCAAACACAAUAAACAAGAGUAAACAAAAGUGUAACAUUAGCGGAAAUAAAUAAUUAAAGAAGUACACACACAGCAGUAACCUAUAAAUGGAAAAUAACGUAACCAAUGGGGGGAAAAGUUUAAUCGAGCUGCCUAGAGAGGGUUUUACAUAAGGGAUGAUAAUUGCGGAAAAUUUGGAACAUUAUGAGAAAAACAAACAUGAAACAUGUUUGCUCUGUGCGAACAAUAUGGCAGCAAACUUAUUGAACAACAACAAACAAUAUAAUGUGGGUAAAUAAUACUAGCGCAGUAAAAUGUUUUUAUUUUAAUUCGUGGGAAAAGAAGAAGUAAAGGAUGACAUCAUACUAUACUUAUUAUUAUUACGAUUAUUAUUGCUAAUAUUAUAUUGAGCGCGAGCAGGUAUGAAGUGUAAAACAAGAAAAAAAAAAUAACUAUAAUUAUUGCAAUUAUAACAUUCUAUACAUGAACAUAAACAUAUAAACAAUAAAGUAUAUUGAAACAAAA